AACAUCGAUUAAAACAGUAGUGGGAUGGUAAUGAAAGCAGAUUGCUAACUAUCCUUAUAUUGGGCUCAUGGCCCAUCAGUGUCGUCUAAGAUGAGCUCAACCAUCUCAUAGAUCUUGGGUUUGGACCGGUCCGUCCAAAUUAAGGCCUCGACCGGAAUCGAAUCGUCGGUCUAUUUAGGUUCUCCAUCUUCGGCCGACCCACCCUUGUCAGCGAAUCGACUCGGAGCUCCCCAACACCGUAACGGUGGCGUCGCAAGGAACGGUGACGUCAUAUGGAUCCGCUCCCUCCCUUCUUCUCCGUCCAUCUCUGCGGAGCCUGUGAACGGCUCCGUCGGUUAGUUUCCCUUGUCCCCGGUCGAUCGUCAUUGCCGUCACAUUCGUCCAAGCCUGGGCUUGAUGAUGUGGGCGAAAACAUAGUUAAGCAGAACAUGGAUUUCCUUUGAAAGCAACUACUAGCAUGAAAAAAUUUAAUGUCGUUAUUUUUCUGAAUUUUCAUGUUAACUCGAUUGAAAUUAGAUAAUGCCAGACAACCAUGAUGAAAUUCAUUCUGUUGAGACCUAUAAGUUAGAUGGAAUUACGAAAAUAUUCGUGUAUUAUAUUCAUAGAUAUCUUUUUCUUUUCCUGUUGUAACUUUGUCGUAUAUUUAUUUUUAUUAUGUUAAUUCUAGUAUGAAUCAUUAAAAAUAUUUGCUGUUUGUGGACUAUGGAAGUGAUUCUGGCUCUGGCUCUACUGUGUCUGUUUGCCAAACAAAUCUUAAGCCCUUUGUGAUGUUUAAUCAUACUUCUUUAGUAGAAGGACAGGAGUGAUUCCUUUAUCGACCUUAUAAAGUACACCAAGGCUUGUCUAGGUUAUUUAGUUAAAAGAUCACUAGCAAUUUUGAUAUUGAAUUUAGCCAAUGGUUUGUGUUCUUGCUUCGAGUUAGCUUAUAAGAUCAUGUUGUUAAAUAAAAAAAUUCCCAACAUCAGCAAUAUUUGAUGUCAUUGGAUCGUGUUAGACUGUUGGGUAGUGUUUAUGUCAGGUUAAGAUGCAUUUAUUAGACCAAAACUUCCACCCAAACUGCUAAACUUGAACCUAACCCACCUAAUACAUGUGUAACCUAACCUAACCUUUGGGCUUAGAUCAAAUUAUAUUAUAGAUGAUAGAUUUAAACCAAUUUAAAUAAAAACCCUUCACUGACAAUUUAAUCAAUCCAGUAGUAGAAUUUGACCUAUUUAUAACCAAUAAGCAUGAUAUGAUCGACACUCAUUUGAAAAUGAUACAUUGAUGUGCUUAAUCCGAUUAUUACUGAUUCAAGUGGGUUAGUCAUGACAGUUUCCUAAAUUCGUUCAAUAAGAGUCUCUCUGCUUGGGACAUGCACAAAAUGCUAAUAGUUUCGACUUUGAAGUUAGUUAUCAUGACCAACUUGUGAUCUGCACUCAGCCAUUAGAUCUGCCACAUUGUGGUUGUUAAUUCAGUAACUUAGGUUUGUCAACUUGUUGUAAAUUGAUCAAGUCAUAAUAAAAUUUAUCUUUUCCUUUCUAUUUUCUUUUUCUGUAUUCAGCUGAUGUUAUGCGGAUAAUUUUUAAUCAUCUCCACCUGACAUCAUCGGAGAAUGAGGCUGCUAACUCUAAGAAUUUUGCGUAUAUAGGGCCAUAUAUUAAAGCUCAUAAUUGCAUUUUUGUUUGAUAACUGGAGAGAAACAUAUAAGUUUCUACUGCUCUCAAAAAAAAUUCCAAACAAACUUUGGUCAUAUUCGAUAUAGACUUGGUUGUGUUUGCCAUCUCUCUGUUGGAUGUUAGGCCUGAAAAGUUGAUGAUCUAUCCAACUGUAGCUGUUAAGAUGUACUGGUAUACUUGGUACAUAAAGUAAGAUAUGCUUGCUGUCACCCUGUUAGGUGUCGGGCCUGAAAAGGUGAUGGUCUAAUCCAACUGUGUCCUUUAACAAGUACUGGUAUAUUUAGUACCCUGAAUUUUUCCUUCAGUUGCUUCCCUGUUAAUCAACACAUUGACUGGUUACCAUUCUUGUUGGAAGGAAUGAUACAUCAUCCUAAAUUUGUAUAAUGUUUGUACAUAUGGGGCCUUCAUUUUUAAGUUUCAAGUUCCUUUUGUCUUGUUCUAUGUGUUAUUUGAAGAACAAAAACUUUCAGCUCAGGGCAGAAAAGGGUAGUGAAUGAGAUUCUAGGCAGUAGAAUUGUCCAAUUGCUUUAUAGAGAUUAAACAAGUUUUUCCAUGUGCAACUAUGUAUAGCAUCAUCCAGUUACGGGCCAAUCUAUUUCGUAACAAGGGACUAUUUUUUCGUUUUCCAUCUGAUGGUCAUAAUUACUCAAGGAAACAGUAGGUAAUGCUUUAGAUAAUGGUGGAACACUUUUGGAAUAAUUUUUCUAAUGGAUUUCAGCCAUCUCUUCUUCGUUUCUGAUAUGUAUAUGUAUAUAUAUUUAUUUACAUAUUCUUUUUCUUGUGAUUUACGUUAGCCAUGAAUUUUUACCAGUGUAUGUUAUGACAUAUGCCUCGUGGUUGUAAUCAUCCUUUUUCUGUUAUUGUUAUUUUAUGCACAUAUGUUUACUUGCCCAACCUCAGUAGCUUUUAGGUUGGGUUGUCGGUGCAAUGACUUUCAAGGCAUCAGCAUAUCUGGUAUAGAUGGCAUAUUUAUCACAGAUCACUUUCUGCUUACACUUCAGCUAGGCCUCUACCUAUUGCAGCUCAGAGGUAUAACAACCUUGCUUGCAACCCAAUGCUCUUAGCCGUGUGCUAGGCAGUUUGUUAGACCCCUUGGUGCUUCUCCUUUGGUUUCUGAUGAUCGUGAUGAUUACGCAAAUGAAGAAGAAUGCUGCGAUCUCCAAUAAUGACUCUUCAGCUUCAUGGUCUUUCUCAAACAGGUGGUUCAUUUAAUCUGAUAGUGAAAGCUCAUCCAGUUACACAUGCUCUAAUGAGGCACCAUUAAAAUACAAGGAGGGCUUAUUUGAUGAUUCAUUUUCUUAGUUGUGUUCCCUUGCUUGCUGUCCCUGAUUUAAUGAGAAUGGCAGAUUAUUGAUUAACAAGAGAAAAUAUGUGCCAAUCGGAAUACGGUGUAUUUGAUUUUCUGGAGGAAUUUAUCAUAAACUGGCGUCUUGCUUAAUACAGCUAAAGUUGACAGUCAAAUGAAUAGUGUUUGUCAGUCCAUCAUCGCACAAUUUCUCAAGGUUCUCAGUUUGGUGAUAGCCCACGUGUGAUUCAUUGGAUGUGUGAAUUCAGUCUUCAGAUGUAUUCCUUUUUCAUUCCUCAUGUCUUUACAUUGUCAUUCCAGGACCACUCUGCAACAUGGAACCUGUUGGAUCUAAGACAUGACGUUGGUUGGUGGCUAUCAUGAAGCAACCGGCUGGUUGCAUAAUCAAAGCCUCUUACUUUCUAGGUCUUCGGUGCAUUCAAUUAGCAAUAUGGAACAAGAAGGGUCUACAUAUGAAUUUCUUGCAGGGAUAACAUAUUGUGCUCCAUGUCAAUAAUUUCCACCUUUUUGUUUCAAAACAAAGAACAAAGAAUUACAUAUGGUGGACCUCAGGAACUUGUUGCCUAGACUUGGCCUGUGGGUUGUGUUCAAACGUGUACAGAAUGCUUUGAGUUAAAAAAAAAUGCUUUGAGUUAAAAGAAUAUGGAUGUUAAUAUCAUUCAUGCCUUUAAUUGUGGGCAGAUUUCCUGUGGGAUUUUUAUCUUUUUCCCCUCUAAUCCAAAUGUCCAACUUCCAGUUUUGGCUGAAGCUCUGUAGUGAUCAAUGUAGACGUCAGGUUUUUAAGCACUACAAGAAGGUUUUAUUCUUCACCAAGUACCAGAAUAAACAAGCAAGAAGUCAGCUCGUUCCACUCUCAGCUACUCAACAAAGGGGAUGAUCAAUAAUAAGGACCUUGCUUCUGAGCAGAUUAAAGCUGGAUUAGCUAGUACAGCAACUGCAAUCAUUCAAAUGGCCAUCCACACUUCAAUGGAAUUGAAGGAGAUAGCAUGCCACCUUGCUUCAACACCACUAUUCCACCGACAUUGGUUUACCUACCCAUCGUAGGUCAAAGGUGGCAGCUCUGUGUUCCCUAGUCCAGGCUCCAUCAAUGGCAGACGCCUUCAAAGGAAACUCGUUUGCCUUCACCAGCUAUACCACUCAGUUCCAAUCAUCACCACUCACUCCUCUCAGAGAAGCCCUUCCUCUUCUCAGCCUCAGUCCUAAGAAGCACCACCACCACAACCAUCUGCAGCAGCAGCAGCAGCAGCAGCAGACUUCCUGCAGUGCCUUUGAGGAAGGCGAUUACAAGAGCAAGCGGUCAAAUGGCGGAGAGAAUGUGGAGGAAGCUGUGAGUGUGGCACUCCGCAUAGGUCUCCCGAGCCCCAGCGAAGCCGAUCUCAUCUCCAGGGUCUCUUCUACUUCAGUGAGUGAAGACAAGGAGUGCCAAAAAGGAGGAGGUGGUGGUGAUGGUAAUCCUUUUGCUCUCUCUAGCGUAGGCAAGCUCACCAGAGGCCAAUAUUGGAUUCCCACCCCCUCUCAGAUCCUCAUUGGCCCUACCCACUUCUCUUGUCCUGUUUGCUGCAAGACCUUCAACAGAUACAACAACAUGCAGAUGCAUAUGUGGGGGCACGGGUCGCAGUACCGGAAGGGACCGGAGUCGCUGAGGGGGGCGCAGCCGACGGCGAUGCUGCGGCUGCCGUGCUACUGCUGCGCGCCGGGGUGCAGGAACAACGUCGACCACCCGCGAGCCAAGCCGCUCAAGGACUUCCGGACUCUACAGACUCACUACAAGCGGAAGCACGGGAUCAAGCCAUUCGUGUGCCGCAAGUGCGGCAAGGCCUUGGCGGUCCGCGGCGACUGGCGCACCCACGAGAAGAACUGUGGCAAGCUGUGGCGCUGCACCUGCGGCUCCGACUUCAAGCACAAGCGAUCUCUCAAGGACCAUGUCAAGGCGUUCGGGCGCGGGCACGCGGCCCACGGUCUCCACCGCUUAGACGAGGAGGAGGACGAGCCGUCAUCUGAGAUCGAGCAACAUAGUCAUCAGGUUCAGCAGCAGCAGCAGCAGCAGUAGGGAAGGAGAUGAUAAGAGUCCCAAAUCCAUCCCUUCUUAUGUUCUUGUUCUUCUGCAGAGCUGAGAUCAUAGUCUGAUAGUAUUAAUCCUCAGCUAACUGCAUCACGUUCCCAUCCUCUGCACUCACUCAGCUUUUUGUUCGGUGGAUGUGAUGCUUUCGUGCUUUUGCAUGGUGGAUAUGUGCGUCGGUUCAUGGAUGGAACAUAAACCAUGAAUUAUUCAGAUCGAAUGAUUAGUUUGCUAUUAGGAAG
Molecule: messenger RNA, 5262 nt
Organism: Musa acuminata AAA Group (dessert banana)
Lineage: Eukaryota; Viridiplantae; Streptophyta; Magnoliopsida; Zingiberales; Musaceae
Product: zinc finger protein WIP2-like
Exons: 6
Coding region: 4049-5011 (320 amino acids)
Biological process (GO): anatomical structure development; regulation of gene expression
Cellular component (GO): nucleus
Molecular function (GO): DNA-binding transcription factor activity
Source: RefSeq, a predicted model, not a curated record